AAGCUUGCCGCCACGGAGUUUUCCGACUAUGCUCUUGUGUGGUGGAACAAGCUACAAAAGGAGAGAGCAAGAAAUGAAGAGCCAAUGGUUGAUACAUGGACGGAGAUGAAAAAGAUCAUGAGGAAGCGAUAUGUGGCGGCUAGUUACUCAAGGGACUUGAAAUUCAAGCUCCAAAAACUAACCCAAGGCAACAAGGGGGUUGAGGAGUAUUUCAAGGAAAUGGAUGUGCUCAUGAUUCAAGCAAAUAUUGAAGAAGAUGAGGAGGUAACUAUGGCUCGAUUUCUUAAUGGUUUGACUAAUGAUAUCCGUAAUAUUGUUGAGCUGCAGGAGUUUGUUGAAAUGGAUGAUUUGCUUCACAAAGCAAUCCAAGUAGAGCAACAAUUAAAAAGGAAAGGAGUGGCUAAGAGGAGUUUUACCAACUUUGGUUCUUCUAGUUGGAAAGACAAAGGUAAGAAAGAUGGGGCUGCUACUUCUAGUAGUUCCACACCUAUCCCAUCAAAAACUCGCUCAAAGUCCCAAGAGGAACCCUCUAAAAGGAGUAGAGAUGUGAAGUGUUUCAAGUGCCAAGGCCUAGGACACUAUGCUUAUGAGUGCCCUAACAAAAGGUCCAUGGUUCUUAGAGAUGGAGAAUAUAUAAGUGAAUCUGAUGUUGAAGAGGAAGAGGAGAGUGAGUACGUAGAGGAAGAGGAGAGUGAGUACGUAGAGGAAGAGGAGACUCCGGAGGGAGAUUUGUUGAUGAUUAGGCGGUUACUUGGUGGUCAAUUGAAGCAUGAGGAGGAGAGCCAAAGAGAAAACAUCUUUCACACUAGAUGUUUAAUCAAUGGCAAGGUGUGCAUGGUGAUCAUUGAUGGAGGUAGUUGCACCAAUGUGGCUAGUGCUAGAUUAGUGUCAAAGCUAAAUUUAGCUACUAAACCACAUCCUAGGCCAUACAAACUUCAAUGGCUUAGUAAGGAUGGGGAGGUGCAAGUGAGGCAGCAAGUGGAAGUGGACGUUUCCAUUGGGAAAUACAAUGAUAAGGUACUUUGUGAUGUUGUUCCUAUGGAGGCCAGUCACUUACUUUUGGGGAGACCAUGGCAAUUUGAUAAAAGAGAUUUUCAAGACAUGUUUCCACCAAAUGUGCCAAAUGGACUACCACCUUUGAGGGGAAUUGAGCAUCAAAUUGAUCUCAUUCCGGGAGCUUCUUUGCCCAAUAGGCCAGCCUAUAGAAGUAAUCCACAAGAAACCAAAGAGAUUCAAAGACAAGUGGAUGAACUCAUUAGCAAAGGUUGGGUAAGAGAUAGUAUGAGUCCUUGUGCUGUCCCAGUGAUUUUGGUCCCUAAAAAGGAUGGGACAUGGCGUUUUGUUGUGAGUUCAAAAGGAGUGCAAGUUGAUGAGGAGAAGGUUAGGGCUAUUCAAGAAUGGCCUACACCUAAGUCUGUGACCGAGGUGAGGAGUUUUCAUGGCUUAGCAAGUUUUUAUAGACGAUUUGUGAAGGAUUUUAGCACAUUGGCAGCACCUCUCAAUGAAGUGCUCAAGAAAAAUGUUGGUUUCAAAUGGGGAGAGAAACAAGAAGAAGCUUUCAAUGUUCUUAAGCAAAAGCUAACUAAUGCCCCCAUACUUGCGUUGCCAAACUUUCAAAAAUCUUUUGAAAUUGAGUGUGAUGCUUCAAAUGUUGGGAUUGGGGCUGUGUUGAUGCAAGAAGGCCAUCCAAUUGCUUAUUUUAGUGAAAAGUUAAGUGGUCCUACCCUUAACUAUUCAACUUAUGAUAAGGAGUUGUAUGCCUUAGUACGGGCUUUGAAAACAUGGCAACACUACCUUUAUCCCAAGGAAUUUGUCAUUCAUAGUGACCAUGAGUCCCUCAAAUAUAUCAAGGGGCAAGGCAAGCUUAACAAAAGGCAUGCGAAGUGGGUGGAAUUCCUAGAGCAAUUCCCUUAUGUUAUCAAACAUAAAAAGGGAAAAGGUAAUAUUGUAGCCGAUGCUCUUUCUCGGCGUCAUGAAGGCUUUCUUUUCAAAGAAAACAAAUUGUGUGUGCCUAAAUGUUCUACUAGAAAUUUGCUUGUUUGUGAAGCACAUGAAGGAGGUUUAAUGGGGCAUUUUGGGGUCCAAAAGACUCUAGAAACAUUACAAGAACAUUUUUAUUGGCCUCAUAUGAAAAAGGAUGUGCAGAAAUUUUGUGAACAUUGCAUUGUAUGUAAAAAGGCAAAGUCUAAGGUAAAGCCUCAUGGAUUGUAUACUCCAUUGCCAAUUCCGGAGUAUCCUUGGAUUGAUUUAUCCAUGGAUUUUGUUUUGGGGCUGCCAAAAACAAGCAAUGGUAGAGAUUCCAUUUUUGUGGUUGUUGAUAGGUUUUCUAAAAUGGCUCAUUUUAUUCCAUGUAAAAAAGUUGAUGAUGCUUCCCAUGUGGCUGAUUUGUUUUUCAAGGAGAUUGUGAGACUCCAUGGUUUGCCAAGGAGCAUUGUUAGUGAUAGGGACUCUAAGUUCCUAAGCCAUUUUUGGAGGACUUUGUGGAGCAAGUUGGGCACUAAAUUGUUAUUUUCAACCACUUGUCACCCACAAACCGAUGGGCAAACGGAAGUUGUUAAUAGGACUUUGGGAACUUUGCUUAGGACAGUUUUGAGGAAGAACUUAAAAACUUGGGAAGCUUGUUUACCCCAUGUUGAAUUUGCUUACAAUAGAGCUGUUCAUAGCACCACUAAUUGUUCUCCUUUUGAAGUUGUUUAUGGUUUUAACCCACUAACUCCUCUUGAUCUUUUGCCUAUGCCUAAUGUUUCGGUGCACAUGAGAAAAGAAAGGUUUCCGGAACAAAGGAAAUCAAAGCUUCAACCAAGGGGAGAUGGACCAUUUCAAGUGCUUGAAAGAAUCAAUGACAAUGCUUACAAAGUUGAGCUGCCCGAUGGAGAAUCCGAUUUGAGGACAAAUCCUUCUCAAGAGGGAGAG
Messenger RNA from Glycine soja, 2913 nucleotides. RefSeq lists its product as uncharacterized. Gene Ontology annotation, biological process: DNA integration. The transcript has 6 exons. NCBI's taxonomy places the organism in Eukaryota, Viridiplantae, Streptophyta, Magnoliopsida, Fabales, Fabaceae. Gene Ontology annotation, molecular function: zinc ion binding; nucleic acid binding. The record is from RefSeq and is a predicted model, not a curated record. The annotation marks the transcript as partial.